Molecule: messenger RNA, 892 nt
Organism: Ruditapes philippinarum (Manila clam)
Lineage: Eukaryota; Metazoa; Mollusca; Bivalvia; Venerida; Veneridae
Product: xanthine dehydrogenase/oxidase-like
Exons: 4
Molecular function (GO): iron ion binding; oxidoreductase activity
Source: RefSeq, a predicted model, not a curated record
UAUUUAUUUUGUUUAUCUAUUUUGUUCUAUAAGACCUGUAAAGAAUGAGCAAUUAGAUCCAAAAAAGAAAGGCGGCGAGUUGGUAGAAUAUCUCACAUAUGGAGUGGCCUGUUCUGAAGUGGAGAUAGAUGUUCUGACCGGAGAAACUCAAGUAUUGCAGGCAGACCUUUAUAUGGACAUCGGGAAAAGUUUGAAUCCUGCACUUGACGUUGGACAAAUUGAAGGUGCAUUUGUGCAAGGUCUUGGCAUGGUGACGUCAGAGAGUAUGGAGAUAGACGAGAACGGACGGACGAACAAUUGCGAUGCGAUCGGUUAUAAGAUUCCAAACAUCACAAGCAUACCACGUAAAAUGACUGUUAACAUACUGACCAAUAAUAAUGUCAGCACCUGCUUUAAUUCCUCGAAGGCUGUCGGAGAGCCACCUCUUCUUUUGUCACUUUCUGUAAUUGCCGCAAUCAAAGAGGCCGUACUCGCAGCUAGGACUCAAAUCGGACAGAAUGGAUACUUCAGACUAGAUUCCCCAGCAACCGUUAAAAGAAUUCAAGAAGCAUGCGGAAAGCAAAUUUAAUUUUUGAAUGAUUAUCGAAUAUUGAUAUUCAUAUUGAUUUAGUGUUUGAGAUUGAAUGUUACGUUAAAUAUAUUAAAUAUGAAUUGCUUGCCCGCGGAAUAUAACUGCCCGCGUAUUAUAUAGUUAUUUCAUGUGUAAUAGGAUGGGUAUUUACGGUAAUCUAAGUUAACAGUUAAUCUAAAAGUUAUGAGUUACUAUCUUUUAUACUUAUUGCAUGGUAUAUACAAUAUUAUUGUCAACCAAUCAAAUUGUUGCAGUGAAUACUGAAUUGUAUAAACAUGAUAAAUAAGCUGACUUUGGCAAUGUUAGCUAGGUUAGGUACUG